Messenger RNA from Chaetomium globosum CBS 148.51, 1218 nucleotides. RefSeq lists its product as uncharacterized. Bases 1 to 1218 code for a protein of 405 amino acids. NCBI's taxonomy places the organism in Eukaryota, Fungi, Ascomycota, Sordariomycetes, Sordariales, Chaetomiaceae. The transcript has 6 exons. The record is from RefSeq and is a predicted model, not a curated record.
AUGGGUACAUGCAGGUGGUCGGGAAAAGCACCGCUGCAUUGGACAUCGAGGUCGAAUUGGGCCGGGGACUCAGAGCCCGGGAUAAAAACAGGCGCUAUGGGGACACCGGACAUUCUGAACUUUGGCGGAAAACGCCUGGACGAGUUAUACAACACGACUGGGAGUAGAGACGCCGUAUUCGCCUAUCUUCAGUCUGUUAUUGACAACUAUGCCACGCUCAAUCCACGAAUCAGCGACGCGACAAAGGAGCAGCUUGAGAUUAUCAAAGAUCAGAUUGAGCUUCUCAGCCUCCCCAGUGGGGCUGAGUAUAUGGGCGCAGACAUGGACCCUGACCCGCAACAUAUCCGCCGCGAGCUAGACCCAGUGUGGCCUGCCACAAAGGGGAAACCGUCGGACAAGGAACGUAAAGGGUAUUCCAUGUUCAAGGUGCUGGCAAACGCGGGGCACAGUUGGGCUGUGUACACCGGUGAUGAUAAACGCCGGUACUGGAAUCAGUACGACCUUUUGGGUCUGUUCUUGUCCAAGAUGGGCCCGGCUCCGGGGGGCUCGGUCGCCGAUCAGAGCAAUUUUUACCUCCCCCUCACGGCCGUUUACGCCAAAUUCUGCCUCUGGAUUGGUGGCAAACAGAUACCUACCAUGAAGGGUGCUGAGAAACAGAGCAAGAAAGGGACCGGGACCGGCGACCCUCCCGCUUGCUUUCAAUGUACGUGGAAUAGCGAUACCGGUGACUUCUUUCUUGGGGCUAGCCUCGCCGGGAUUCGCGUUACUGGGUCGACAAAACCAUAUGGCGCGUGGGAGAACAAGGUGAUGGAAGCGAGAUGGAACCUGUUGAACAACAACUUCUUCGAAUUCCCUGGCGACUGGGGCCCAUUUCAGGAGAAGAAAAGCCCUGUCAUAUCGUACCAAGGGAAGACAACCUUGUUCGGCAAUUGCGGCGAGACGUAUCCUUUCUUGGAGAUAAUUAGCCCUCACGUCACAGAUGACAAGGUCAGAGCCCAAACCCGCGGGCUUGCUCUUGGUAAAAGCUUUGCGGGGGUUGCUGAGUACAACGAGGACAGUUUCGCCCCCAUGCUCAUCCCCCCUUGCCUGAACUGCCAGUUGCUGUUGCUUUUUGCUGGAAUCUCAGACGUGACGCACUUCACCCUGAACUCCAGGAUGAAGACCCCCCUUUUUCCGACACCAGUGGCUGGCUACUGGGAGCCGGACAGCGAGAAUUGA